Messenger RNA from Diuraphis noxia (Russian wheat aphid), 345 nucleotides. Its product is annotated as testicular acid phosphatase homolog. Gene Ontology annotation, biological process: dephosphorylation. Lineage: Eukaryota; Metazoa; Arthropoda; Insecta; Hemiptera; Aphididae. Gene Ontology annotation, molecular function: phosphatase activity. The record is from RefSeq and is a predicted model, not a curated record.
CGAAAUAAUAAUUUGUCUAUUUGUUUAAAAUGUAUUGAAGGACCUUUGUUAAAUGAAAUUGGUUUGAUCAUGCAAUCUAGUUCAAAUAAUGAUAAUACAUCAAGAAAAAUGCAUCUUUAUUCGGGACACGAUAUCAGUAUAAAAACGGCAAUGAGCUUUCUAGGAAACACUAUUAAAUUACCUGAUUUUGGUGGUUCGUUGCAUUUCCAUUUGUAUCACGACGAAAUAAACAAUGAACACACUAUCAAAAUGUUCUUUUACGACCAUUGGGACAAUGAAGAAGGAAAAGAAGUCUUAAUACCUAUUUGCGGUGAUCCGUGUACAUUUAAGGAGUUUAAAAAUCUU